ACCCCUCCCCUUCCUUCUUCAUAUCAACAUCUAUAUAUAUAAUGGCACCACGUAUCUCACCUCAUUCUCUCUCAAUCUCUCUCUCUCGACUCUUCCAUCUCUUCUCCGAUCUCCAUCAAAACAUAACAACAAAACAUCUUUUCAUCUUCUUCCUCCGACGCCAUUAACGUUCAUAUCCCCAUUUCUUCCAUCAAAUUUGACAUUUCCAAUCAGUAAUGGGGUUCCCAGUUGGUUACACAGACCUCUUCCUCCCCAAAGUCCUCCUCCACAUCCUUACUCUUCUGGGUUUCAUCCGUAAGCUCAUUUCCUUCAUUUUCAGAUUCGUUGGUCUCGGGGAGUUUCUCGAACCCGAUUUCUCAACAGACCCGACCCGGAACGAACCAGUCACGCAGUUCCAUUCCGUUUCCGCUGUCCUCAUCCGUGAGCUCCUCCCGGUGGUGAAGUUCUCAGAGCUAGUGGAUCCGCCUGAGAGCUGUGCAGUUUGUUUGUAUGAGUUCGACGCCGGCGACGAGAUCCGGCGACUUACCAAUUGCCGACACAUAUUCCACCGGUGCUGUCUCGACCGGUGGAUGGACCAUGAUCAGAAAACUUGCCCGCUUUGUCGGACUCCAUUUAUACCCGAUGAUUUACAGGAUUCGUUUAACGAACGGUUAUGGGCGGCGUCGGGAAUCGCCGAUUACUAUGGCGAUUCAUCGCUGGUUAGUGGUUCAUAAUAUAAAUAGUGAUACAAAAUUGUUUUUAGUUUUGGUGGAUUAGCUUAGAGGAUUCAGAGAAUCUUAUGAUGUAUAUUUUGGUUCUACAAAAAGAAGAAGAGAAUCAUAUAUAAUGUAUAGACAAGAGAAUGGAUACACUUGAUGAAAAUUCUUGUUUUUAUA
Molecule: messenger RNA, 875 nt
Organism: Lactuca sativa (garden lettuce)
Lineage: Eukaryota; Viridiplantae; Streptophyta; Magnoliopsida; Asterales; Asteraceae
Product: brassinosteroid-responsive RING protein 1
Biological process (GO): protein ubiquitination
Molecular function (GO): ubiquitin protein ligase activity
Source: RefSeq, a predicted model, not a curated record